AUGUCGUCCCUACCUCCUCCUCCUCCUCCGGGAUGGGGCUCUUCAGCUCCUCCCUCGAUGCCGAUGGCCCCGCCGCCGCCUGGCUAUCAACCUCCUGCCGAUCCCAAAGUCGCCAAGUUCGCGCAGAAGAAGACUGAAUGGCUGCGGACGCAGCGCAACCGUUUCGGGGAGAAGAGGAAGGGCGGCUUCGUGGAGACUCAGAAGGCAGAUAUGCCACCUGAGCAUCUGCGAAAGAUCGUGAAGGAUAUCGGCGACGUGUCGCAGAAGAAGUUCAGCAGCGAGAAGCGCAGUUACUUGGGCGCCCUCAAGUUCAUGCCGCAUGCCGUCUUGAAACUGCUGGAGAAUAUGCCUAUGCCCUGGGAGUCGACUCGCGAAGUGAAGGUGCUUUACCAUGUCAAUGGUUGCCUGACGCUCGUGAACGAGAUUCCCAGGGUCAUCGAGCCCGUCUUCCACGCCCAGUGGGCAACCAUGUGGGUGGUCAUGAGGCGAGAGAAGGCCGAUCGCCGGCAUUUCAAGCGGAUGCGCUUCCCACCCUUCGAUGAUGAGGAGCCGCCUCUGUCCUGGUCAGAGAACCUCGAAGACGUCGAGCCUUUGGAGCCUAUCCAGAUGGAGCUCGACGAGAAUGAGGAUGCUCCGGUAUACGAAUGGUUUUACGAUCACAGGCCACUUAUCGACACGCCGCAUGUGAAUGGCCCUAGCUAUAGGACGUGGAACUUGACCCUUCCACAGAUGGCGACUCUAUAUCGACUCAGCCACCAACUGUUGAGCGAUGUCGUGGACAAGAACUAUUUCCACAUGUUUGAUCUCAACAGUUUCAUUACUGCCAAGGCGCUCAAUGUGGCGAUUCCGGGAGGUCCUCGCUUUGAGCCGCUUUAUAAGGACAUCGACCCGAACGACGAGGAUUUCAGCGAGUUCAAUGCGAUUGAUCGCAUCAUUUUCCGCUCCCCCAUCCGAACGGAGUAUCGAGUUGCAUUCCCCUACCUAUAUAAUUCGCUGCCCAGAAGCGUGAAGGUGUCUUGGUACUCCUACCCUCAGGUUGUUUAUGUCCGUUCGGAGGAUCCGAAUCUUCCCGCCUUCUAUUUCGACCCUGUCAUUAACCCAAUCUCUUCGCGAUCGGUCGCUCCGAAGAACAUCACCGUUAGUCACGAGGAUCAGAUUUUUGGACCUGGGAACAACGAGGAUGACAGUUUCGAGCUUCCGGAGGAUAUGGAGCCUUUCCUCGCUAAUGAAGAACUCUACACCAGCGAGACGGCCUCUGCCAUUGCUCUCUGGUGGGCACCGUACCCCUUCGACCGCCGAUCAGGUAGGAUGGUCCGGGCCCAAGACGUGCCCCUGGUCAAGCAAUGGUAUCUUGAGCACUGUCCUCAGGGUCAACCCGUGAAAGUUCGGGUGUCUUAUCAGAAACUCCUGAAGACAUACGUGCUUAAUGAGCUACACAAGAAGAGGCCCAAGGCACAGAACAAGCAGAACCUGUUGAGGACACUGAAAGGCACCAAGUUCUUCCAGCAAACCACCAUCGAUUGGGUCGAGGCAGGUCUCCAAGUUUGUCGACAAGGGUUCAACAUGCUGAAUCUCUUGAUUCAUCGCAAGAAUCUGACAUACUUGCACCUCGAUUACAACUUUAACCUGAAGCCUGUUAAAACCUUGACCACUAAGGAACGGAAGAAGUCUCGCUUUGGAAAUGCCUUCCAUCUGAUGAGGGAGAUUCUGCGUUUGACCAAGUUGAUCGUUGAUGCCCAAGUCCAGUACCGUCUCGGCAACAUCGAUGCUUUCCAGCUUGCCGAUGGUAUCCACUACGCCUUCAACCACGUCGGACAGUUGACCGGUAUGUACCGCUACAAAUACAAGUUGAUGCACCAGAUCCGGUCCUGCAAGGAUCUGAAGCACUUGAUUUACUAUCGGUUCAACUCCGGACCGGUUGGCAAGGGACCUGGUUGUGGAUUCUGGGCCCCGUCGUGGCGCGUGUGGUUGUUUUUCAUGCGCGGUAUCAUCCCUCUUCUGGAGAGAUGGCUUGGGAACUUGCUGUCUCGUCAGUUCGAGGGUCGUCACAGCAAGGGUGUUGCCAAGACGGUAACGAAGCAGCGGGUUGAGUCGCAUUUCGACCUUGAACUCCGUGCCUCGGUCAUGGCUGAUCUUAUGGAUAUGAUGCCUGAAGGCAUCAAGCAGAACAAGGUUAACACCGUUCUGCAACACCUUUCCGAGGCGUGGAGGUGCUGGAAGAGCAACAUUCCUUGGAAGGUCCCUGGGCUUCCUGCUCCUAUUGAGAACAUUAUCCUGCGAUACGUCAAGGCGAAGGCAGACUGGUGGAUCUCUGUUGCCCAUUACAAUCGUGAGAGAAUUCGCAGAGGUGCCACAGUCGACAAGACGGUCGCGAAGAAGAACCUGGGUCGUUUGACUCGGCUUUAUCUCAAGGCCGAACAAGAGCGGCAGCACAACUACCUGAAGGAUGGUCCCUAUGUCUCCUCUGAGGAAGCAGUGGCCAUCUACACUACCACUGUUCAUUGGCUCGAGUCGCGCAAGUUCUCUCCGAUCCCCUUCCCUAGCGUCUCUUACAAGCACGACACCAAGAUCUUGAUCCUUGCUCUGGAACGCCUCCGCGAGUCUUAUUCUGUAAAGGGUCGGCUGAACCAGAGCCAGCGUGAGGAACUUGCCCUCAUUGAGCAGGCAUACGAUUCUCCCGGAACAACGCUGGCCAGAAUCAAGAGGUUCUUGCUCACUCAGCGAGCAUUCAAGGAGGUCGGAAUCGACAUGAACGAUAACUAUAGCGAUAUCAAUCCAGUCUAUGACGUUGAGCCUAUCGAAAAGAUCACCGACGCGUAUCUCGAUCAAUAUCUCUGGUAUCAAGCCGAACAGCGUCAUCUGUUCCCGAACUGGAUCAAGCCGUCUGAUUCCGAAGUUCCUCCUCUGCUUGUCUAUAAGUGGGCUCAAGGUAUCAACAACCUUUCCAACGUCUGGGAAACGGAAAAUGGAGAGACAAAUGUCAUGAUUGAGACCAAGCUCUCGAAGGUCUACGAGAAGAUAGAUCUCACUUUGCUGAACCGUCUCCUUCGUUUGAUCAUGGACCACAACUUGGCCGAUUACAUCACUUCGAAGAACAACGUUCAGCUCAACUACAAGGACAUGAACCACACGAACAGCUACGGUUUAAUCCGUGGUCUUCAGUUCUCGGGUUUCGUCUUCCAAUACUACGGCCUGGUUAUCGAUCUGCUGUUGCUCGGUCUUCAGCGGGCUAGUGAACUGGCUGGUCCUCCUCAGAGCCCGAACGAUUUCUUGCAGUUCAAGGACCGAGAGACUGAAACCAAACACCCAAUUCGUCUCUACACCCGCUAUAUUGACAGGAUUUGGGUGUUCUUCAGGUUCACUGCUGAUGAAUCUCGGGAUCUCAUCCAGCGGUUCUUGACCGAAAAUCCAGACCCCAAUUUUGAAAAUGUCGUUGGCUACAAGAACAAGAAGUGCUGGCCUCGAGACUCCCGAAUGCGUCUGAUGCGCCAUGAUGUCAACCUUGGUCGAGCUGUUUUCUGGGACCUGAAGAACCGGCUCCCAAGGUCGAUCACCACCAUUGAGUGGGACGACACCUUUGCCAGCGUGUACAGCAAGGAUAAUCCUAACCUGCUCUUCUCAAUGUGCGGGUUUGAAGUUCGCAUUCUUCCUAAGAUCCGCAAUCAGAAUGACGAGUUCUCCGUCAAGGACAGUGUCUGGUCUCUGGUCGACAACAGGACCAAAGAGCGGACUGCGUAUGCCUUCUUGCAGGUCACGGAGGAAGACAUUCAAAAGUUCAACAAUCGCAUUCGCCAGAUUUUGAUGUCUUCCGGAUCGACCACGUUCACCAAGAUUGCGAACAAAUGGAACACAGCCCUGAUCGCGCUGUUUACCUACUACCGCGAGGCUGCUGUGUCGACCGUGAACCUGCUGGACACUAUCGUCAAGUGUGAGACCAAGAUCCAGACUCGAGUCAAGAUCGGCUUGAACUCUAAGAUGCCCUCGAGGUUCCCUCCGGCUGUCUUCUACACGCCAAAGGAGCUUGGAGGACUGGGAAUGAUCUCUGGUUCUCACAUCCUUAUCCCUGCUAGUGACAAGCGCUGGUCAAAGCAGACCGAUACUGGUGUCACCCACUAUCGUGCUGGUAUGUCGCAUGAUGAGGAGACAUUGAUUCCAAACAUCUUCCGUUACAUCAUCCCAUGGGAGGCUGAAUUCAUCGACUCCCAGCGUGUUUGGAUGGAGUACUCUCAGAAGCGACAAGAAGCCCAGCAACAGAACAGACGCUUGACGUUGGAGGAUCUGGAGGACAGCUGGGAUCGCGGUCUUCCACGUAUUAAUACACUCUUCCAGAAAGACCGCAGCACGUUGAGCUUUGACAAGGGCUUCCGGACAAGGGCCGAAUUCAAGCAAUACCAGAUCAUGAAGAGCAACCCAUUCUGGUGGACAAGCCAGAGACACGACGGCAAGCUGUGGAACCUUAACGCCUACCGUACCGACGUUAUCCAAGCUCUUGGUGGUGUUGAAACCAUCCUGGAGCACACUCUCUUCAAGGCCACAGCGUUUCCCAUCAUGGGAAGGCGAUCCGGUCUCAACCAAAUUCCCAACCGUCGUUUCACUCUCUGGUGGUCUCCGACAAUUAACCGUGCCAACGUCUAUGUCGGUUUCCAGGUCCAAUUGGAUCUGACUGGUAUUUUCUUGCACGGCAAGAUCCCCACCCUGAAGAUCUCGCUGAUUCAGAUCUUCCGUGCCCACUUGUGGCAGAAGAUCCACGAAUCUGUCGUGAUGGAUCUUUGCCAAGUCUUUGACCAGGAGUUGGAGGCGUUGGGUAUCGAAGCCGUUCAGAAGGAGACCAUCCACCCGCGGAAGUCGUACAAGAUGAACAGCUCAUGCGCUGACAUCCUCUUGUUUGCCACAAACAAGUGGAAUGUCACGCGGCCUUCCCUACUGUUCGAUACGAAGGACGUCAUCGAGCCGACGACCACGAACAAGUUCUGGCUGGAUGUGCAACUGAGAUACGGUGACUAUGAUUCUCAUGACAUCGAGCGUUACGUCCGUGCGAAGUAUCUCGACUACACCACGGACAGCAUGAGCAUCUACCCGUCGGCCACCGGCUUGAUGAUCGGAAUUGAUCUCGCCUACAACCUCUACUCUGCAUACGGCCAGUACUUCCCUGGCUUGAAGACUCUUAUCCAACAGGCCAUGGCGAAGAUCAUGAAAGCCAACCCGGCAUUGUAUGUUCUGCGAGAACGUAUUCGCAAGGGUUUGCAGCUCUACGCUUCCGAGAGCAACCAAGAAUUCUUGAACUCGCAGAACUACUCUGAGCUGUUCAGUCCCCAGAUCCAGCUCUUCAUCGAUGAUACAAACGUCUACCGUGUGACAAUUCACAAGACCUUCGAGGGUAACUUGACCACGAAGCCAAUCAACGGAGCGAUCUUCAUCUUCAACCCGCGCACUGGACAGCUGUUCCUGAAGAUCAUCCACACGAGUGUCUGGGCCGGUCAGAAGCGUCUCGGUCAGUUGGCGAAGUGGAAGACUGCCGAAGAAGUCGCAGCGCUCAUCCGGUCUCUUCCGGUUGAGGAACAGCCCAAGCAGCUGAUCGUCACUCGCAAGGGUCUUCUCGAUCCUCUUGAAGUUCACCUGCUCGAUUUCCCCAACAUCUCUAUUCGGGCAUCUGAGCUUCAGCUUCCAUUCCAAGCGGCCAUGAAGGUCGAGAAGCUCGCAGACAUGAUCUUGCGAGCAACUGAGCCCCAGAUGGUUCUCUUCAACCUUUACGACGAUUGGCUGAAGUCGAUCUCGCCGUAUACUGCUUUCUCAAGGUUGAUUCUGAUCCUGCGUGCACUUCACGUCAAUCCGGAUAAGACCAAGAUCAUUCUCCGACCCGACAAGUCGGUCAUCACCCAAGAGCAUCACAUCUGGCCGUCGCUGUCAGAUGAGGAGUGGAUCAAGGUCGAAGUGCAGUUGCGCGAUCUCAUCUUGAACGACUAUGGCAAGAAGAACAACGUGAAUGUGCAGAGUCUCACGAGCAGCGAAGUCCGGGAUAUUAUCCUGGGUAUGGAAAUCAGCGCUCCAUCUCUGCAGCGACAGCAGGCCGCCGAGAUCGACAAGCAACAGCAGGAGCAGAAGCAACUGACCGCGGUGACGACGAAGACCCAGAACGUUCGUGGGGAGGAGAUUAUCGUGACGACCACCUCGCAGUACGAACAGCAGUCCUUUGCGUCGAAGACAGAGUGGCGUACGCGUGCCAUUGCCACAUCCAAUCUUCGCACUCGAGCCAACAAUAUCUACAUCUCUUCUGAUGACAUUCGCGAGGAAGGGUACACUUACGUUAUGCCCAAGAACAUCCUCAAGCGAUUCAUCAUGAUUUCCGAUCUUCGAGUGCAGGUGGCCGGAUACCUCUACGGCAAGUCACCGCCAGACAACGAUCAGGUCAAGGAAGUGCGCACGAUUGUGAUGGUCCCUCAGGUUGGCAAUACUCGCGAUGUCCAGUUGCCGCAGCAGCUGCCGCAACACGAGUAUCUUAACAGCCUCGAACCUCUGGGUAUCAUCCACACACUCUCCGGCAACGAGCCGCCGUACAUGACGGCUCAGGACGUGACGCAGCACGCCCGACUGAUGAAUGCACAUCCAUCGUGGGACAAGAAGACGGUGACGAUGACGGUCUCCUUCACACCGGGAUCGGUCUCGCUGGCGGCUUGGGCUCUGACGCCACAAGGCUACAAGUGGGGCGCGGAGAACAAAGACACCACUUCGGACCAGCCUCAGGGAUUCUCGACCAACAUGGGCGAGAAGUGCCAGCUCCUGCUGAGUGACCGGAUCCGAGGCUACUUCCUGGUUCCCGAGGACAAUGUGUGGAACUACAGCUUCAUGGGAAGCUCGUUUGGAAAUGUUGAGAAGCGACCUGUCUACGUCAAGAUUGACACGCCAUUGCGUUUCUACGAUGACCAGCAUCGCCCUCUGCACUUCCAGAACUUCGCCGAGCUAGAGGAUAUCUGGGUGGACCGGAGCGACGUCUUCGAGUAA
This is a messenger RNA of Rasamsonia emersonii CBS 393.64, 6999 nucleotides long. RefSeq lists its product as uncharacterized. NCBI's taxonomy places the organism in Eukaryota, Fungi, Ascomycota, Eurotiomycetes, Eurotiales, Trichocomaceae. The transcript has 3 exons. Gene Ontology annotation, biological process: spliceosomal tri-snRNP complex assembly; mRNA splicing, via spliceosome. The record is from RefSeq and is a predicted model, not a curated record. Gene Ontology annotation, molecular function: U6 snRNA binding; pre-mRNA intronic binding; U2 snRNA binding. The coding region runs from base 1 to 6999 and encodes 2332 amino acids. Gene Ontology annotation, cellular component: U5 snRNP; catalytic step 2 spliceosome.